Argiope bruennichi is the source of this 1917-nucleotide messenger RNA. Its product is annotated as zinc finger protein 260-like. Bases 1 to 1917 code for a protein of 638 amino acids. The transcript has 4 exons. The record is from RefSeq and is a predicted model, not a curated record. Lineage: Eukaryota; Metazoa; Arthropoda; Arachnida; Araneae; Araneidae.
AUGGUAAAGUUGCUGGAGAGGAGCCAAAUGGAGCUGGAAAAGGGAAGCAAGACGAAAAUAAGGAAAAUCGAGGAAAAGGAAGAAAUUAUGGAUACGUCAAAUAGAUUCGAGUUACUAAAUCAAAUUCAGGAAAACCAAGAAAAAAUCAUAAACAGACCAGCAGCCAUAAAUUUGAAACUAACAAGUACAAUAGUUUAUCCGGUUCAGGACCCUCUUCAAGACCAAGUGCUCCAUGCUUCGCCCUCUCCUACUCCCUUGACCGUCUGCUUUGCUAUUGGCUGUAACUUCACACCCACUCUCCCUCAUCUGCCAUGCGAGUCUUCCUCCGUCGACUCUGCUUCAUUUCCUCUUCUACCUUGCCAGGCUUCAGUUCUCACUUGCAACGGGAGAGGACGGUCCUUCGGACCGCUCCUCUCCAAAUGUGAAGUAUGCGCUAAGAUAUUUUUUGAAGAGCAUGCCUACUUGAGUCAUAAGGAUGGCCAUAAGCUUGUUAUAUUCAAAUGCAAUAUGUGCCCAAAGGAAUUUGAUUCCUCUACAACGCUGAAAAGACAUGAAGAAAGCCAUAGACCCCGAACAUGUAGUUUAUGUUCAGAAGUAUUUCAUGAUGUAGAUACAUAUUUUAAUCAUUGGAUUGCUCAUGAAAAUGCAAACACUCCUGUCACUCCAUCAAAACAAAACACUUGUGGCUAUUGCCAUGAAGAAUUCAAAACACAAGAUGAGUUGAAUGAUCAUGUAAAAGUUCAGCAUAAAUAUUGGUGUUCUGUAUGCUCUAUAGACUUUCAAACUGUUACUUCAUAUAAAAAACACAUUGAUAUACAUACAAAAGAAGGCCCUCUUGAACAAGAGAAGACUGAAUCUAUUAAAUUCACUUGUAACAUUUGUAAUAAGGAAUAUAAAACUGAAUCUAAAUUUGAAAAGCAUAUGACUGUGCAUGAUCCCAAUAAACCAUUUGGUUGUGAAAUUUGUGGCAAAUUUUUUGAUGAUGAAAACUUUUUGAAAACUCAUCAAGCUAUCCAUGUACAAAAAGAUCUUCAAAAAUGUGACAUUUGUGGUAAAGAGUUUAAAGAGAUGUUGUUUUAUAACAUACACCGACUGACUCAUUUUGAACAAAAACCCAUUCGUUGUGAUAUCUGUGAAGAUGUAUUCACUGAAAAAAUUGCCUAUAUUAGACAUAGAAGAAAUCAUAAAAAUAGAGAGGAAAAAGAAGCAAAGCGAUUUCUAACUAUGCGAGAAAUGUUGAAGCAGAAAUUAGAAGAAAGUGAAAAAUCACCUGAAGAUGAAGGAACUGAAGCUGAAAUCAUUUUGAGUAACAUUAAUGAUGAGACUGGUGAAAGUCAAAGUAACACUAGUGCAUGUAGUUCAACUCUUGAUCCCAGUAAACUCUUUCAUUGUGAUUUUUGUGGUAAACUUUUUGAAGAUGAGCAAGUGAUGAAAAACCAUCGGGAUGGUCAUGUUAAAAAGAAACACCAAGUUUGUGAUAUCUGUGGGGAUAUAUUUACUGAAAAUUAUUUGUUUUUGAGACAUAGGAACAGUCACAGGAGAAGAGAAGAUAGGGAAUCCAAAAAGGGCAAAAUGAAAAGAAAACUAGAAGAAAGUGAACUGUCUUCUGAAAAUGUAUCUGAAGAUUGUGAAAGUAAUAGUAAUGAAAAUGGUAACAUUCAAAUUAAAAUUGAGAAAGUCGUAUCUAUUGGUAUCAAAAAGAAAACAAAUUUUUGUGAUCUUUGUGGGAAAGUUUUUGAUGAUGAAGAUGCAAUGAAGAGUCAUCGGAAUGAACAUGCACAAAAUAAGUUAAUUGUUUGUGACACAUUGUUUUCCAUUGACACAGCAAUAGCCAAGAUGAAUGUAAAACUUGUCAAAUGCAGUAAUUUAUGUCUGAAAACAGAGAGGUGGGGAAUGUUGCUACCCUUACAACAAUAG